UCGGAAGUUUCAACCACUAUAACAAACAAACCCCACCACUUUUAAAAAUUCUAAAAUGGCCCCACCUUACUCUCCUUUAUAUGCGCACAAACACAUUUUCACAAACCUUAUUCCUCUCACUUCAGAUCAAAACCGCUUCUUCUUCAGAGCAACGAAACCAUGGAUUGGUUCUCAUGGCUCUCAAGGACAAACCUUGAAUCCUCCCUUAUCUACGAGUACGGUCUCUCUUUCUCCCACAACGAGCUCGAACACGAAGACAUCGCUUACUUCAACCACGAGUUCCUCCAGAGCAUGGGCAUCUCCAUCGCCAAGCACCGCCUCGAGAUCCUCAAGCUCGCUCGCCGCGAUAGGAAAUCAUCGCAGCUCUCCAGGAUCAUGAUCGUGAUUAAGAAGACCAGCAAGUGUUUCUCCGAGUACUUACGCGCCUGGAUUCGCCGCGACGAGUCGUCUCGAGCUCUCGUGGUGGUGCCGAGGAGCACGAGCAGUGGGAACGGGAGGUGGAGAGGCGGCAUGCUGAAGAGGAGCAAGAGAUCGGUGAUGCCGAGCAACGGGAAUGGGAGUUUCAAGCAGGAGAGGCUGCUGUUGACGAACGGGACUCCGUGCAGGCUCGACAGCUUCUCGGGCCCCAUGGUUUGCGAUUACGGUUUCAAAGAGGAGAAAGAACUCGUUGAUGACUAUUGGGGUAAAGGCCUCGAAGAGAUCAAGUGGGAUUCGAUGUUUCAGAACCUGAAACCCACUUGAAAUCUCGGUUCGAUUUUGAAUUCCCUUUAUUCUUCUUGUUGGAUUCUCUGAUGCGGAAUCAGAUAGAUGGUGAGAGAUGGGUUUUUAGGGUUCUUCCACCAUGGAUUAAAUUUUGCCAUUUUCCAGUGUGAUUCGUUAGGCUAAAUACUAAAUCUUUUUUUGGGGGCUCAUUAACCAAUUGAAUUCUGAUCUUUGGGGGAUCAGAAAUUGAGAUGUUGGAAUUAGAAUUAGGGCUAUUAGGAAAUGUGGGCCUUCUGUAAUAUGCUUGUUCAUGUAAUGAGUGUCUCCACAUCUCCAUUUAUCCGCUUUUUCAUCGCCUUUCUCUCUUUCCGAAGCAAAGAAUUAUUGUCAUCUACUUCAGAAUUUACAUAUUCUCCCCCUUUUAUUUA
This is a messenger RNA of Tarenaya hassleriana, 1130 nucleotides long. RefSeq lists its product as uncharacterized. Gene Ontology annotation, molecular function: protein binding. Lineage: Eukaryota; Viridiplantae; Streptophyta; Magnoliopsida; Brassicales; Cleomaceae. The transcript has a single exon. Bases 160 to 741 code for a protein of 193 amino acids. The record is from RefSeq and is a predicted model, not a curated record.